Molecule: messenger RNA, 1002 nt
Organism: Cylindrotheca closterium
Lineage: Eukaryota; Bacillariophyta; Bacillariophyceae; Bacillariales; Bacillariaceae
Source: the annotation of a GenBank genome assembly
AUGAAAGCCUGGAGACUUGACGCAUACAACGAAGAUGUUCCCGCUGCCAUUGAAGGCAUGAAACUUGAGGAUGUCCCUGUCCCCGAACCUCAUGAUGGCACCGUCCUCAUCAAGACUGCCUACUGCAGUGUCAACCCCAUCGACUGGAAGCUGUUUUCUGGCGGUUUUGAUGGAUUCUUCCCCGUGAAGGUCUUUCCCUAUACUCCCGGAUUCGAUGUUGCCGGUGUUGUUGAGAAGGUAGGAGCUGGAGUAACAGACCUUGCUGUCGGCGACAGAAUCAUUUGCGAUUUGGGUCUUGUCGAAUCAUGCGUCGACCCACCUCUCAAGCAAGGUGCCGGUGGCGCAUUCGCAGAAUACUGCAUUGCCCCCGGCGACAUCUGUUCCAAGGUCGGAGAUGCCGACUUUGAGAGUGUUGUUGGAUUGCCAUUGGCCGGACUUACUGCCUUCCAAGCUCUCUUCACUGGAAGCCACAACCAAGAUCUUGGACAUUGCAAGGAAGGGGACAAGGUUUUGAUCCUCGGUGGUGCCGGUGGUGUCGGAACCAUCGCAUUGCAACUAGCAUCAAAUGCUGGUUGCCAUGUCACAACCACUGCUUCCGCUGCUAAAUUCGACUUCGUCAAGGGUCUUGGUGCCAAAGAAAUCAUCAACUACCACGAUCAAGACUGGGGUGAAGUUUUGGCCGGCCAAGACUACGAUAUGAUUUUUGACUGCAUCGGUUUAAUGGACGAUCUCAAUGUCCGUGCGCCAAAGGUCCUGAAGAAGGGUGGAAAGUUCAUUUCCAUCGCGAACUUUGACCCAAGUGCCAAGGGACCUGACGGUGUCGAGUUCGCUGUAUUCUUGCUGCUCAGUAAAACCACUGAUUUGGACAAGAUGGUUCAAAUGGUCAAGGAUGGGAAGCUGAAGAUCAUCAACGACAAGGUUUACCCCUUCGCUGAAACCCCAGCUGCCCUCAAGCAAUCUUUGGGUGGAAGAAGUAGUGGAAAGGUCCUUAUCAAGCUCUAA